AUGGUACAGGACACGUUCGUAGGGCGAACGGUCAACAAGGUUUUCAAUCAGGAUUUUAUAAUUGAUAAAAGGUUCAAGAUUAUGAAAGAAAUAGGGCAUGGAGCAUAUGGUAUCGUAUGUUCUGCCAAAUACCAAGAUGAAGAUGAUCCAGAAAGUUCUCUGGUGGCCAUAAAGAAGAUCACAAAUAUUUUCAGUAAGAAGAUUCUCUGCAAAAGAUCUUUAAGGGAACUUAAGUUGUUGCAAUUCUUUCGAGGACACAAAAAUAUAACUUGCUUAUAUGAUUUGGAUAUAGUACCGGAUCCGGUUUCUGGAGAGUUUAAUGAAAUAUAUUUGUACGAGGAGUUGAUGGAGUGUGAUAUGCAUCAGAUUAUUCGAUCUGGUCAACCUUUAACAGAUCUGCACUACCAAUCUUUCAUAUAUCAAGUUUUAUGUGGUUUGAAGUAUAUUCAUUCUGCUGACGUGUUGCAUAGAGAUUUAAAACCAGGAAAUUUACUAGUAAAUGCUGACUGUGAGUUGAAGAUAUGUGAUUUCGGAUUAGCAAGAGGGUUCUCUGAAAAUCCAGAGCAAAAUGCAGGUUUUAUGACAGAGUAUGUAGCCACAAGAUGGUAUCGAGCACCUGAAAUAAUGUUAAGCUUCACUAAUUAUACUAAAGCUAUUGACAUUUGGUCAGUAGGUUGUAUCCUAGCAGAGCUUUUAGGUGGCAAGCCAUUGUUUAGGGGGAAGGACUAUGUCGAUCAAUUGAAUCAGAUCCUAUUGAUCUUAGGUACUCCAAAGGAAGAUACGUUGACUAAAAUUGGGUCCGUGAGAGCUCAGAACUACGUAAGAUCCUUACCUUUCAUGAAGAAAGUCCCAUAUUCUCAACUUUUUCCAAAUGCUAAUCCGUUGGCCUUAGAUUUGCUAGAAAAGAUGCUAUCAUUAGAUCCAUACGAAAGAAUUACAAUCGAUGACGCUUUAAAACAUCCUUAUUUGUCUGUUUGGCAUGAUCCUUUGGAUGAACCCGAAUGCAAGGUGAAGUUUGAUUUCAAAUCAUUCGAAACAAUUGACGAUAUUGAGACCAUGAAAAAAAUAAUAGUCAAGGAGGUUAAGAGUUUCAGAGAAUUUGUGAGGAGACCCAUUCAAGAGCAACAACAAAUCCAGCUACAGCUACAAUUACAAGUUGAGCAAAAUGAGAGAGAGCAGCAAGAGAAGCAAAUUGCGGAAUCUUUGAGUAAUCUCUCUUCCUUCUCAUUAGGGCAAGAUAAUUCGUUUCAUCAGGAGAGUAACAAUAAUCAGAGGAAUACUAUUGGGAAUAAGAAUGGAAAUAAUGAGGACCAUGAUAUGCAAUAUUAUCUGUCAAUUCCGAAACCCCAGGAACUUGAUGAAUUUACCAUGUUGAAUCGAGGGCAUCAAGAUAAUGGGUUGAAUUCAGAUGACAUUCUGGGGUUGUUCAGAUUGGAAGAAGAACUUAGUUUUGGCUUAGAUGGUAAUGGUCUCUUUCAAAGUAUAUAA
Molecule: messenger RNA, 1488 nt
Organism: Priceomyces carsonii
Lineage: Eukaryota; Fungi; Ascomycota; Pichiomycetes; Serinales; Debaryomycetaceae
Gene: MKC1
Product: mitogen-activated serine/threonine-protein kinase
Exons: 1
Coding region: 1-1488 (495 amino acids)
Biological process (GO): intracellular signal transduction; protein phosphorylation
Cellular component (GO): cytoplasm; nucleus
Molecular function (GO): MAP kinase activity; ATP binding
Source: RefSeq, a predicted model, not a curated record